Molecule: messenger RNA, 1578 nt
Organism: Arctia plantaginis
Lineage: Eukaryota; Metazoa; Arthropoda; Insecta; Lepidoptera; Erebidae
Source: the annotation of a GenBank genome assembly
AUGGGCCCCGGCGACAGGGGGCCUAAGACCACGGAAGACAGGUCCGCACCCGUGGAACCGACUGGCUUGAAGAAAUUCCUGAUGGACAAUGUGAUGCUGGUUGUGACUUUGGUUGGUGUUCUCACGGGUAUUGGUGUAGGUCUCGGUCUCCGACCAUACCAUUUAGGUCCAGAUGCAUUAGUAGUAAUAUCCUAUCCUGGAGAACUGUUCAUGAGACUUCUAAAGCUAAUGAUAUUGCCUUUGAUCAUAGCUAGUCUCAUCGCAGGAUCAGCAAGUUUAAAUGCUAAAAUGAGCGGUAAAAUCGCUGUGAGGACUCUGCUAUAUUUUAUUCUUACAUCUAUGUUUAACGCCUUUCUCGGGAUAGUAGUGGCUAUGUUGAUACAUCCUGGGAAGCCAGAAAUGAGAGAGGAUUACGGCCCAACUGUGGAAAACAAAAGAGAUCACAGCAUACUGGACAGUGUAUUAGAUAUUGGACGAAAUCUAUUUCCAGACAACAUAGUGCAGGCUGCAUUCCAGCAGGCGCAUACCGUAUAUACCGAACAAAUGCCAAUGUUUGCGAAGAAUGCUUCUGAGAAUGAUACAUUGCCUACUUUGGUACGAGUUGUAGCUUAUAGGUCCGGUACCAAUACAUUAGGACUAGUAUUCUUCUGUCUAGUAUUUGGAAGUCUACUUGGUACAUUAGGUGCUAAGGGUCAAGUUGUGAUAGACUUUUUUCAAGCAAUCUUUGAGGUCAUCAUGAAAAUGGUGACUGGUGUCAUGUGGUUCACGCCUUUGGGAGUUAGCAGUGUCAUUGCUGGCAAGAUUUUGGACGUUAACGAUGUCGCUCAAGUAAUGUCACAACUGGCAUGGUUCAUAGCAACAGUUGCCGUCGGUGUGUUCUUCUAUCAGCUAGUUAUAAUGCAGCUCAUAUACUUCAUGUUCUUACGGCGGAACCCUUACAAGUUUUAUUGGGGUCUCUCACACGCUAUGCUGACUGCAUCAGCAACAGCUUCCACUGCAGCAGCUCUACCGGUGACCUUCCGAGCAAUGGAAGGACCUCUCCAGAUCAACCCUCGCAUCACUCGAUUUGUUCUGCCAAUUGGCUGCAAUAUCAACAUGGACGGAACUGCUCUCUUCAUAGCUGUGGCCAGUGUUUUCGUCUGUCAAAUGAACAACUUGCCCCUUGGGUUCGCUCAACUAGCUACUAUAUUUCUAACUUCAACAGCUGCAUCCGUAUCAUCAGCAUCUGUUCCAUCAGCAGCAAUGGUGUUACUGCUAGUGGUAUUGGCGGCCGUGGAUGCUCCUACUCAUGAUGUGUCACUACUGUUUGCUGUGGACUGGCUUGUUGACCGCAUCCGAACGACCAACAACAUGCUGGGCGACUGCUACGCGGCGGCGGUGGUCGAACACUUGUCCAAGAACGAGCUCAUGGCUUGCGAAGCGCUCACUGCGGACUCCCUAAACGGCUUGACCCCGAACACUGACGUAGACAUCGGUAUCGUGACCCCCAGCAAAAAGUCCAUCCGAUCCGAUGAAGUAAUCAUUGAUGUGCAUUUACAAAACAAUCACAACCAUUCUAAUCAUAAUGAAAGGAUUUAG